UGCGGCUAUUUUGAUGUGCAGUACAAUCGCGGAUGUGUGGUGCUAUUUGGAUCGGAGUACGGCAAGCUUAAGAGCUGGGACGGAGCACUCACUCACCGACAGGAUGCUCUCGGCUUCCCACGCGCACAACUUCUUCUUGAAGCCCAAUCAAAGCUCAUGGGUAUUCUAAGACAAAUCUUGACAAAGGCGCUUGCGCGUAUACCCGCGGACCCACCUCAAGGAGCCGAAUCACUUCUUCACUGCAUCACUCGCUAUUGGUUCUGGCAAGGAGUCCUAGUUGAGAUUGAACACACCAGUGCUUUGUUUUCCCGGUUCCGAGACCACAUUGCACCAGGGUCCGAUCUUCCCCAGAAGUUCGAAAGCGCUCUCGGUGCUCUAGAAGCAAUCAUAGAUCAAGGAAUCGAUUUACGCGUUAGGCAACUCUCUUCUCUGCUACGAGAGCGGCCCGGCUUCUCUGACCUGUACGAACAUGAGUACGAUGCUGCCACUAAUUCCUCGAUAACACGUGUCAAAAGCUGUCCUGGGAUGCCCAAUCCGGUAACUGAAUAUAAGACACACCGACUCUGGUGGUGCCUCGGAAAUCUUCUCGCAGAAUAUGAGAACCCUUCCCGAUUUCCAUACGCCAUGCUCUUCGGUAUUUUGGACGAUCAUUUACGUACUUCUAGUGCGAAUGAGCGCAAAAAGAUGGAUGGAAUCAUGUAUGAGAGGUUCACGGACUUUGCAACCAUGAUAAAACUUGCUGAAGCUCUGCGCUUCCAUCGUCCCAGCUACGCUAAGCGCCAACCCGACGAUUGCAAAGUCAAAGAUGAUCGGCUUGGCUGGAGGCGUAUAUGCCUGGCUAAUAAUAGGCCAUAUAUUUCGUGGAGGGCCGCUAACGCCUUGCGAAAUUUUCAAAAGACAAACCCACCCGCCGGGGGUAAGUGUGGAAAGUGGCUUCAAGCAUACCAGGCCAAUCAUGAUGCACUACAAAAGCUAUGG
This is a messenger RNA of Exserohilum turcica Et28A, 978 nucleotides long. RefSeq lists its product as uncharacterized. The record is from RefSeq and is a predicted model, not a curated record. NCBI's taxonomy places the organism in Eukaryota, Fungi, Ascomycota, Dothideomycetes, Pleosporales, Pleosporaceae. The transcript is spliced from 2 exons. The annotation marks the transcript as partial.